CGCAAGAAAACUCCGGCUCCGGCAUCCCGAAAAAGAGGGGAUUGAUCGAUAUAGAACGUACGACGAGAGUGCAAAGAAUUGAUUUUCCUUAGCAGCGAGCCAGCGUGAUUGUAUGUGUGUGUGUGUCGGUACGCUAGUGGUGCAUCGGCGGUGCAGUCACCCUCGUUAGCCGGCUGCAAACGGUGGCAUUCGACACAUUAGAAUAACCCUCCCCUUCAUCUCCCCCCACACACACACACACGCACACAGCCACUGCAGCUGCAAUCAUCAAACUACACUUCAUUGUGCAUGAAAUAUAGGGCAUCACCAGGGGUGGGGGGAUAGCAUUUCCACCAAAUUUCCUACACGACAGCUGCAAACGGGGGGCGAACGUAUCUCACCCGGCAAACGAAUCUGAACUUUCCCGAGCCCGAAACGUCCUAACUAAAAACGGCAAACUGACCGGAAGCAGGGUUGGAAACAUGCUGCUCACGUUCCAAGACCGGUUGCGUAUACCGUGGCGCGGUGGCGCAAAGCAGAUUACGCUCGACAAUGUGGUGACGCUGGCGAUACUGAUCGGAACGCUGCUGCUGACCGCGGUACACUUCUAUCUUUGCCUUGUCAUCAUGCUUCUGCUUCCCCUGGUAUUGCUGUACCUGAAGCGGCUCUUCGGAACGAUCCAUCCCAAGACAAAGUUUUUCACGAUUUGGUUUUUCGGUAGCUGCGUGUAUCUGGUCGCACUGUUCGAGCUGGCCGUUCCGUUGUUGGAAAUUUUGCCCCAAGAAAACGUUGGCUUCGUCGUGCUGAUGACGCUCGCUUUUCUCUGUUUGCUGAAGGCGAAGCAGCGGGCCGUGCUGAACCAUCUCUCUGCCCUGCCGGCGGACAUGAACGGUGUAGAAAGCGGCAAGGGAAGCAAGGAACAUAUUGUGCUGUUCUCCGACCGCGACGAUUCGGACGAUGGGGCGACCGAUUCGGACAGUGGGCGGUUGGCGUGCCAGCUCUGCCGCAAGUACGUGCCACCGAGAACGUACCACUGCAAGGUUUGCUCGAGCUGUGUGCUGCGGCAGGAUCAUCACAACGUGUGGCUGAACUGCUGCAUCGGCAAAUCGAACCAUCGGCUGUAUCUGGCGGGCUGCCUCUUUACGCUGCUGGCGUUGCUGGUGUUUGCCAAUCUGGCGCUGACGGCGGUGUGUCAUCCGACGCCAAUCUUUACGCUGUACGGGAUCAUCGUGAUGAUGCCGGACGACUGUACCGAUAUCUUUUUCCAGUAUGACAUUGCACUGUGCUUUACGGGUUCGGUGUACGCGCUAAUAAUGGCAUCGUUUAUUGCUAUCGCUGUAGUGAAACAGAUCUGCUUCAUCUCAUUCGGCCUCUCGUUCAGCGAAUGGCGUCGCAGGGAGCACGUGAAGCGACGGAAUUGUCUGUGGAAUUGGAAAGCGUUCUGCUUCGGCCAGUAAAACUCAACCAGAGGCGCAAAGCACAGUCUACCAGAUUUGGGCGCAGGUGCAGUGUGUCUGACUGCAAAACUUCCGUUUGAGUUUUUUUUUCAUCAUAUCCUCUCCCGCGCACAUUCGAGUGUGUGUGUGAACUAUUUUUAGCCAAAGGAAACCAAACUUGUUCGUGAGUUGUUCUUAUCGAUAGUAUGUCGGUAGUAGUAGAGAGAGAAAGAGAGUUGUGGUAGAGAGGGGAUAGAACUCCCAAUUCCAUAAGGAUUUGUUUCCCAAUUGUUUUUGUUUUUGGUUUGCACACAGCCAGCGUACUUGUGGGUGUUGUAGGGUGGAGUUAAUCUCACGUUAUUUAAUUAAUGUAAGCAUAUUUGCUACUGAUAACCACUCACCAUUAUUGCCACUGCUCCCACAAGUGAUUAGAAGGCGGUAGCAAGAGCCGCCGAAAGAGGUGUUUCGUUAGAAAAGCCAUUUUAUUACCACCUUAUGAGGCCACAACACGCGCGGAGAAGUAGUGAAGCUUCUAUCCGCACAUUCUUUUCCCCUCUUCUUGUUGCAAGUUCGAACCUAGCCUUAGAACCAGUAGUAGGAACUAGUGAUGGGUAAAGUUGACAAAAAUCCGGAGCCGACUCCGGAAGGUAGGUCCGCCCAGCAUUACCCGGAGCCGGUUGGAAUCAUCCCGGAGCAGCUCGGAGUCAUCCGAAGUUGUCUGAAGUCGUCUGGAGUUAUCCGGAGUAGUCCGGAAUCAUCCUGAGUAGUCCGGAUAAAUCCAGAGUAGUCCGGAGUUAUCCGGAGUAGUCCAGAGUUAUCCGGAGUCGUCUGGAGUUAUCCAGAGUCAUCCAGAGUUAUCCAGAGUCGUCUGGAGUCAUCCGAAGUCGGUCGAAUAUGGAAGGUGCAAUGUUUUUUAUGGUCAGGCAUUUCAUAUCCGACUUCGACUCCUCUUAUUUUCGGUCUCAAACCGCUAUUCUUAGAAAAAAAAGUCCUGGUUAAGAAGUACACGCGCAAAUCGAAAGAGGAAAAAAAACCCAAAAUCAAAUGCCUCCAGCCGUCUUCGGACGACCUCGGACGAAUACGAGCGACUCUAUGGUAACUCCGGGCGACUCAAGACAACUGUGGAUGACUCCAGACAACUCCGGACGACUUCGGACAACUCUAGACAACUCCAACUCCAGGCGAAACCAGUGGUUCCGAUUUUGCCGGUGUCUGAAUCGCACUUACAAUAGCCGGAGUCGGAUCGGAGUCGAGGGUGCGCACCAGAGAGCACACCACUAGUAGGAAACCUAAAAUGCUUAGAUUCCAUCCGUGGAAAAGGCGUGCUUGCACACAAUUUCGAUCGGGGCGUGAUUUACUAACAUGAAAUGUUACAAUGAUGAUAAGUAGGAUAAGAAACGCACAAUAAACUUUGAAAUUCUUUAACUUACCUUUCAA
Messenger RNA from Anopheles merus, 2852 nucleotides. It is a transcript of the gene GABPI, whose product is annotated as palmitoyltransferase ZDHHC23-B. Gene Ontology annotation, molecular function: protein-cysteine S-palmitoyltransferase activity. Gene Ontology annotation, cellular component: endoplasmic reticulum; Golgi apparatus. The coding region runs from base 462 to 1436 and encodes 324 amino acids. The record is from RefSeq and is a predicted model, not a curated record. Gene Ontology annotation, biological process: peptidyl-L-cysteine S-palmitoylation; protein targeting to membrane. The transcript has 5 exons. Lineage: Eukaryota; Metazoa; Arthropoda; Insecta; Diptera; Culicidae.